Molecule: messenger RNA, 2370 nt
Organism: Aureococcus anophagefferens
Lineage: Eukaryota; Pelagophyceae; Pelagomonadales; Pelagomonadaceae
Exons: 4
Coding region: 1-2370 (789 amino acids)
Source: RefSeq, a predicted model, not a curated record
AUGGCGACGCAACCCGCCAUUACGCCGAAGCAAUUCAAGCAUAGAAGGCGCCCGCCGGCGGACGAACGCACGCUAAAGUGGCGCGACGUGGCGGAAGGCGACGUGCUGCUCGCGACGCUCCUCGGCGUCGUAAAAGAAUGCCGCGUGACCGCUAUCACCGCGCAGGACGUCAAUUGGGGGAUUUACGUCACGUGGAAGAAAAAGACCCCGGGCGGACUUGACCCGGAAAAGCUGACAAUGUUGGACAGCUGGCACGUGGUCGAACCUAACCCGGACGGCACCAACCCUUUAUACGCCGUCGGCUUUCGACCGGCUGCCUUUGUUACACACAGUGGUUUCUUUUCAGGAAUUAAUCCGAAACUGGGUUACAUUAUCGGAGAGCUACACGCAGCUAACGCACUAGGAGUCACAACACCUGAAACUCGCGAUGAUCUGCAAGAUCGUUUGAAAAAAUCACUUGCCGACCUAGGCGUGCCGAUGGUCGAGCCAGCACCUGCUCCUGCUCUUGAACCUGUGCCAGAGCCCGAAGCUGCUCCUGCACCCGGGCCUGCACCGGAACCAGCAUCUGCUCCUCCUCCCGAACCUGAGCCAGAGCCCGAACCUGCUCCUGCACCCGAGCCGGCUCCGGCUCCGAGGCCCGAGCAACUGCUGAAUCCGAGAGACAGUUUUCAUCUUUAUUCGCAAAAGCAGCGCCAGUCCGCUAACUUUAUGAUCAUGGAGAACCAAGAUGAACCUCAAGAAGCCAACGAAUUAUAUGAAUUCCUUUUCAACAACUACGACAGGAAAUCAGCAAAACACGAGAUGAUGAUGAUAAUGAUGAAGCACCUCGCAGGUGCGACUACUGGCCAAAGCAGCGCAAUCGCUCCAGCUUUACCUGCUGACUUCAUAAAAGACCUGAAGGACGAGUUUUCAUGCGUGCACCAGGAGGCGGAGGACCUAAAAAUAGGUUUCGGAGGCAUGGGACGCUGCGUACAACUCAACACGAAUUGCAUUAAUUCGUACGCAGGGGACUCCACUAAGCUGACACUCCAGGUCAUGGAUGGCUGGUUCAAUAAAAAUGCUUCUGCGUGUAAUGCGCACGGCCGGCGCUUGCGAUGCGCACAGGGCGAUAUCCAUCAGUUUCGGGUCUUGGGCGCAUGCGUAAUCUUGUUCGUACUGGUAGAUGAAGAAGGGCUCAUAUUUGACAGUAAAAUGAGAGCCGUCUAUGCCAUGAAGAGUAAAAGCAAUGCGAAACAAAUUAAAGCAAAACGAGAUGCGUUGGGAGAAGCACGAUACGCCUCUUUCAUAUCUACAUACUCUAACGAAAUGGAAUGCAAAUUACCAGGUGAACACAAGAGCAAACUCAAGCAAGCGGAAGAGGUGAACGACCUCAUGUUAUUAGAACGUCGACCCCGGCCGAGGAUGUGCCGACAAGAAUAUAAAGAGCCACAGGAGGAAUUUAGAAGAUUUUGGGAGACAGGAGGUGGAAAAGCAGCACAAGCGAAGAGUUUGCCGGCACAACCAAAGCAGCAGCGCAAGCGAAGAGCUAGAGCUGCCAGUGCAAAGGAGCCCAAGGAGAAGAAGCCGAAGGAGGAGGACCACGAGAAGCUCGAGCGGCAAAAAGAAUACCAACAGCGAACAAGGCAGAUCCAAGAACUCCAACAACAACUCCAACAAACAAAUCAAGCAGUACUUUCUUUUCAACAGCCUCGAGAACCACAGGCGAACAGUUUCAACAAACAAUCGUUCGAGGAAGGCGCUAAGCAAGCUAAAGAAUCACUCGAAUGGGGGAUAUCGCAAGCAACAGCAAUGAACAAAGAAGCGGCCGCUCUAAACGCAGAAAGAGCGAAAUUACAGCACCAGCAUUACUUGGAUACUACUCGCGGACCUCCUCCAGCUCAAUCGCAAGGCCAGAGUCAAUCGCAAGGCCAGAAUCCGACCAUGUUUGCACCUCCACAAACACCGCAGGCUCUUUUGCACGCACCAGCUGAAGCUGCACUGCUGCUAGCAGCUGCAGCACAUGCCCAGCAUUACAUGGAUACUACUCGCGGACCUCCUCCAGCUCAAUCGCAAGGCCAGAAUCAAUCGCAAGGCCAGAAUCCGACCAUGUUUGCACCUCCACAAACACCUCAGGCUCUUCAGGCUCUUUUUGCACUGGCAGCACCAGCACCAGCUCCAGCUGCACUGAUGCUAUCACCUGCAGCACAUGCAACCGCAGCAAAUGAAACCGCAGCAAAUGCAGCCGCAGCAACCGCAGCAAAUGCAGCCGCAGCACCCGCAGCAAACAGCGUAGCAGCACAGAUAGCAACCCUAGGAACUCUCCUGUUGAAUGGGGACAUCACUCAAGCUGACUUCGCGCAACUCAAGGCGUCACUAUUGCCGCCCCCGUGA